This is a messenger RNA of Dicrocoelium dendriticum, 2005 nucleotides long. Lineage: Eukaryota; Metazoa; Platyhelminthes; Trematoda; Plagiorchiida; Dicrocoeliidae. The record is from the annotation of a GenBank genome assembly.
GCCCUCUUGGUCUACUACGACCCACUUACGCCGCGGAACCGGGAGCCCUCAGAACCCUCGACCAGACGCAUAUUACAAUGGGCAACGUUGUCCGGAGGAUUGUCGGGGUGGAUUGCAUCGGCAGGUGUUUUGGAAGACACUAUAAAGUGUACGAUCAGCCGGAUGAGCUAGGUAAAUGUAGCCUUUCAACGCAUCAAAUCAUGAGGGAGAAAUGUGAAUCAGCACCAUUUUGGUCAGGUUUUCUUUCCUCUUCGCACAGGCGCAACCGCAUCGCGGAAUAUAUUACUUGGGCCCUUAACCGGAGUCGCUCUCCAUUGCUUAUGGACGACGCUCUCGCCACACCCUCCGCGGAAUUCAACUCGGGUGAUUUCACAGGAAUCAAUUCCGCCAGCUGGAUCAGUGAAGGAACCGCGAGCGAUGCCUCUCAUGCACUUUAUCGAGAGAUGGACCCUUACAAUUAUCGAUCGAUGUAUGGCAGCUUGAUACGCUCCCCAAGCUCAUCCUCCGUAGGCGACGGCGUUGAGUCGGCCAAAACUGGCAGCUGGGUUGCCGUGACGAGGCUUUCUGGCUCAAGGAAUCAAACCACGACGUCCGCCGUCUUCCUCCCACAUCCCUUGUUGCCAUCUGUCGAAUCGACAGUACCCGCAUGUGAAGAGGAGGUUGAUGGCUUGGAGUUGGCGCGGUUGUCCCGCUCACUGUGGCCUAAGGGGAAGUCGAAGCAAUCGAAACCAAGGGCAACAACUACCCGAACUCACACGGUGGGCAUGGUGACCACCAGUCCACAAAGCGCAACGCGAGUUUCUCAUCCUCUUCGUAGCAAUUUCUAUGGAGAUCCACCGAUGACCUCCGUCACCACUGCUACUCGGCCCACUAUGCUGAACUUGCGUUCCACAACCAAGCCUGCAUUCCCUGCAAAUGAUCCCUUACAGUCGCGAGGCGAUCCUUCCACUCUAGAAUCUCCGGUCGAGUUGUUCUGGGAUCAUGAGCCAGGUGCUAUGUCCCCAACUCCAAGAACGGUAAUCUCACCAAGGAAAAGACCUUCCCCUGACCAUGUGCGCACGACAUAUGCCAUUGACGAUUUGGAUAAUUCACCGAUCGGAUCCACUCCUGUCAAUUUGUAUCCCAUCCGGCCACGGAGGCGAACACACAAUCUGGCACCAUCAUCCAUCAACCUGGGGGAUAAUGGGACGCCGCACAUUACCUCUAAUACCAACGGCAGCGACAGUUACUCGCACAAGUUCAUCGGUCAGUCCAAGCGUUGGUCUUACUCCGACAGACUAACCUCCUUCAUCACUCGGCCUCACCUAUUGGGCUCAAAGACUUCGGUGCCAUACACAAAUUUACUGUUCUCCCCAGGGGAUGACUCACCAUCUCAUCCCUCACAAGAUCUCGUCGACUCUGGUUUUGUCGGCUUGACGACCAGUAGUUGCGCUGAGACCACAUCGGACGACGGCCUCUGUCCCAUGUCCGACUUUUUGUGGGAACACGAACUGAUCGAAGAGCCUGCUGUCAGGCGUCCUCGUCUGAAAGGUAUCGUUCAUUUAUAACUCUUGCUCUCCCGGAUUCUUCUGAUUGACUGCCUCUCCUUGGGGCAACUGGUUCCCAGCGUUCACCACCUCGCUUUUAGCCGUAUUAUCGAAUCUACUGCUCAGACAUCUGCCGACUGCAUUUAUUCACCUCCCAGUCCUGUGUAUUAUUGUUUUCAUAUUUUGAGUAGGUUAUUUUUCCUCAUUCAACACAUCUCAUGCCAACACCUUUGACCGAUUCGCUCGAAUAACACCCCCUCCCAGUGUGUUGUCUGUAACCAACACACGUGAUUUUUGUCCGCCACUUGGCCACCAGCGCCAUUGUUUCAUAACUCAUUUGUACUCUUCCUUGCCCGUAUAUGCUUAGACACUUCACUGAGCGAUACUUAUUGCAUUUCCGUCGUCUGAUUUACCUCAUCGCGCUUAUGAGAUUAUUACUUUUUAUUUCUUUCUUGUCCAAAUACAUUGACCUUGUACCA